AUGCGAAUCGACGAAAAGCAACGAAAAGCCGGGAGCAUUCAGCAAGCGGACCAGAAAAGUGCACGGCUAGACAAGUUCUUGAUGAAGAACAUCGAGUUCAACAUUGCCGAGGGCUUGCCACUGGAAGAUCUGAGGGCAGACAUCCUGGACUGGUCAGAUUGGGAGGGAAGUGCGACACCUCCGGAGUCCUUGGUGACAGAGUCGGUGCAGGAUUUCGACCUUGUCCUCGGCUCGGACUUGGCAUACAGCCAGUCGUGCGUUGCCAUGUUGGUGGACGUGCUUCGCUGGUUCCUGUCGCAGAAACCACAGUUAAUGGUGCUGUUGGCACAUCGGCUCCGCCGAAAGCCUGAGGUCGACACGGCCUUCUUCCAGGAACUCCUCAAGAAGGGCCUGGACUACAAUGCUGUGGCUGCAGAAGGCCACCACAGCAAGGACAAGGAGUUGGACCCGCUGAUUCCAGAUCCUGGGUGGACUGCGGAAGGUAACUUUGGACGUGUUGUGGUGUACCAGAUCACCUGCACGGACCACGACCAGUUCUUAUUGCCCUGGAGCGAUUGUCUUUCUCACUGGCCCGAGAACGAGCUUUGGUCCUGCUGA
Molecule: messenger RNA, 597 nt
Organism: Symbiodinium natans
Lineage: Eukaryota; Dinophyceae; Suessiales; Symbiodiniaceae
Source: the annotation of a GenBank genome assembly